Molecule: messenger RNA, 530 nt
Organism: Aspergillus novofumigatus IBT 16806
Lineage: Eukaryota; Fungi; Ascomycota; Eurotiomycetes; Eurotiales; Aspergillaceae
Exons: 3
Coding region: 88-378 (96 amino acids)
Source: RefSeq, a predicted model, not a curated record
CCACAUGCCUUCAUACCAUCACGUCCAACCUCCACCAACUACCUCAUCAUAUCAAUCCAUAAAGCCUUCUCAAUCAAGUCUAUAGUCAUGUGGAAUACCUGCGAUGUGACCUACUGUUAUCUGAAGCCCUCUACUACCUGUGCGAACACCACUAUCCACCCGUCUUCGGCUCGAACUUUUCUUCAUCCACCACCGUCGCCACCGUCAACAGUGACUCUACAACUCUGCCAUCAAAAAGACGAUUUGCCGCGGUAUAUAAAACGAGUACGAAAUUCCUCGACGGCGAAAGGCGCUCAACCAGAUCCGGAACAAGAUCUGCUAGGUCGGACGAAGUUGAGUACACCCCACUCGCUGGGCCAGAUAGGUUCAAGAUGGUGAUCCCUCUUCGCAAGUAAAAAGUGUACAGUCUGAGAAAGGCACGGUCUCAACACGGACCAGUGCCUUUACAUUCAACCUCCAAACCAAUGCUCCGAAGCAGAGACCGUUGUCUUUAUCAUACCAAGGCUCCGUCGCGUCGUUGUUCGCAAAGA